CCAACCCGAUUGCGUUUCACUGACCCCGAUAGAACCCAUUUAUUUUCUAUGAGGUGCAUCUACUGCACCAUCUUAGCCAUGGAUACUAGAAAACCUUAGACUUCUAGGGAGUGUGCUUGUAAUCAAAUUUAACAGAAUAUGGCGGAAAUGUUACAUUCUACACGGUAACAAUGAUGUAGCCGUGUGUGUGUGUGUAAAACAUCGCUACAAGAGGCCGCUAUCGAAUGUAGAAAAAUCAAAGAUGGCAGCCGCAUUGGGGGAUACCCCCAGUAGCUGGGAUAAUCAUGGAGAUAGUACAGAUGCUGUGGCAGAAAAGGGCCCUGCUCUGUCUCUCCUGAUGGACAAACUACACGGACGUGCUGCCCAGCACAAAAACUGGGAUGACAGCAUCAAGGCCGUCCGCAUGGCCAUCAUGAAUGAUAAGCGGCAGCAGUCGGAUGCUUUGGAGCGGAUGCACAUCCAGACAUGUUUGGACAAACUACAUCGGGCCAUUAAAGUGGUGAAUCAACAGUCUUUAUUGGAGAGGUUGGAAUCCAUUGCCCGUCAGCUCGGUCUGAGCUUCAGUGUGCCUUCUUCACCAGAGAACCGUGCUGUCAUCAGCUCCGAGAUGUUCGGAGUGGAAAUUAUCAUGGAAACUGGUGGUGUAGUUAAAGAUGUCAAGGUUUUUCACAAUGGAGAUCCAACGAGUUGUGAGGAGCUUACAGAAAUAUUAAGUAAGGGGCAGUUUGACGAGUUUGUUGUUCACCUGGAAGGUUUGCAGGAUAUCUACAAGAUACCAGGCGACAAAAAACAGAAGUCAAAGGCCUUCUUAGCUUUGCAUUCUCUGGAAACAGAUCUCAACAACCUUGCUCAGCUACAAAGUGCUAUAAAGGGGGUGGCUAACUGUAUCCACAAGUCACCGCUGGGAAUUCUGCUGCCGAGGAAGGGUGGAUGUCCAAUGAAGUUGAUAUACUUUGUUUCGCCCUAUGAUCUGUUGGAUAAGAAAACCAAAUCACCACAUCCAAUGACUGUAGAAGCUAUAACGGAGUACGAACUAGGCCAGAGUGUGACCGUGUGUAUAGAGCCCUGCAGUCCUAAUAAAUUACAAACCAUACCGCUGAUGAGUGUUGUCAAACAAGAUGGCAAGAGUCUUCCUUGCUUCCAAGGCCUUUCCAAUGUGAACAGCUGUACAUUGUCUGCAAGUUUUGUGUUGGUUCUUCCUCAGCCGAUUCCAGUAGCCAUGUCCAAUGUGCAAUCUAUACAAAGUGUAACAGAACUUGAUGUAAUAUCUGUUGGUGAGACAAAGCCCUUGCUACAACUUAUAAACCAGCAUGCUGCCAAAUCAAAAAGUCAUGCGGAGGGAAAUGAAUUUUUUGUUACGUUGCCAGACCAGCAGCAUGUGUACUUCAUGAGUGACAUCAGUGGGUGUUCACUGGACCAGCCGGCCGUGAUGGUCAGCCGAAUCCCGUUCACACACCCAACCAGUGUAGCCCAAGUUCUUAACCACCUCCGACAGCAGGUCAUCUUUAAUACCGUCAUAGAGAGCUGUAUUCGGCCUAAUGCACAGCAAGAUAUCAAGAGUUCAGUGGUGUUUGAUUUAGCAGCAGCCUCCUUACAGAGUCUGACGGUUACGUUUGAACAUCCGUUACAAGAUACCAUGGUCACGGCGGAUGUGGACCUAUGUGAUAUUACCAAUGUCAAGUUCAAAGUUUGUAUAGGCCAGGAUGGCGAGGAGCUCUGCUCCGACGAUAUAGCAACGAAAAUAUUCCAAAGGUGUUUGUCUAUACCUGUCACCCUGCGAUCUGUAAUCCACAAGGUGUCAGAAAAGCUACGCAAAGAGCCAUCACCUGAACCUGUACCUACAAACAACCACAGGAAGCAGUGGCCAAACUUUCUCCCUAUUCGCCACAAUCCUGUACAUUAUCAUAUGGACAAUAAAAUCCAACAGACAAAUCUACUACACAAUCUGUUGCCACCACAACAAGUGCCCAUCAAGAUGCAGCCCAACAUGGCUGUGCCCCUGGGCCUACCUCAGAACCCGUCGAUGGACACUAGCACAACCCCUACGGAUGACAAGCCUAGUAGUAAUCCCCUCCUGGCUACUCUUCUGGACCAGGACUCGCCCAGUCCCGAUUCAUCUCCCGUCACUCCCGUCAACGAAAGUCCCAUGUUGUCCAAGUUACUGGGGGAUGAUACUCCUGCCCUAGCCUCCAGUAUCCCAGCCCCUCGCCCGCAAAAACCUAGAAAAUUAGGCAAGAGACGCUCAAGAGAUACACUUAGUGGACGAAGCCCGAAGCAUCGAGUGUCAGACAGUGAUAGUAGUAGUGUUAGUAUGGACCAUUUAGAUUCCAGUAUUUCAUUUGAUGACUUACAUCAUCCUGGUAUUGGAGGUGGAGGGGUAGGGGCAACAGGGGGAGGGGUGGGUCAUCCCCUCCCUCAAACUCGGGAAGGAAGCACAUCUAACAUGACUAUCGACCUUACCACACCGGAACUGUAUCCCAUGGAAUCACCCAUGAAGAAGUUAGAGAAUACUUUGGAUAGAAUUAUACCCAAGGACCAACAACAAUACCACCAGCUUCAACAGCAACAACUUCACCACCAACAACUACAACAGCACCAGCAACAGCAACAAAACCAACAUCAGCAACAAAACCAGCAGCAGCUUCAAUACCCACCACAGCAUGAUCUACACAGUCGACAGGAUAAGGAAUUACCCAUGUUGCUAUCCGAUGGCAAGGAAACGGAUAACAGAAAUUUUUACCCUACAACCAAUGCCGGGUCAAAAAACGAGAUAUCGUCUACCUCUCUUGAGGCGCUCCUCAUCGGGUCGGGAGAGGUAACUAAGACAACAGAUCCAACCUUCUACACAAACAGUCAAACCACUCUUCGCGGGGAACUCAGAAAGGGACUGACGUCACCGGGAGUUGGGAGACAAAACUCUAAUCAAAAUGCUCAAAACCAACAUUCCGGGGAGUCUGGGGAACAUAACCCCUCUAGUGUUGGCUCUUCCCGCGGUUCAACUAGCUUUUCCCCUAACUACAGUGAUUGUGACACUCCAAGGGAAAACAAUUAUAAGUCUUGUGAUAGUCAUCCCUACAGUCUGAGUGCAAUGUUGAGUAGCAAUGUUAGCAGUGGUGCUAACAAAAUGGCAGCUAGCUUUCCCACCACACAGAUGGUGUACAGCAACAACGUCAGUGUGCAACAGCGAGAAAUUAAACUCGAUAAGAUGGAAAAUUCCUCACUACGAUCGCUAUUAGAUGGGAAGAAUCGAUUAGAAAACAGUAUUGUGAAUAAUGAUAUUCCGAUAAAGUCCGAACGGAACAUUAAUCUUAAGUUGACAUUAAAGAGGGCACCUCGUGUGAUGGAGAGUUCACCAUCCCAUGUCUCGGAUGUGUCAUUGCCAAAGAGUAAAAGUACAGGAAUGUUUGACUUUCAAAGUGACGAUGAUGAGCCUUUUGAGAAUUUUAAGGAACGUCGGAAUAUGACAGUGAGUGUAAUCGCCCAGUCCCCAACAAGGCUUCAGAUUAAGCCUAAAAUGGCAAAUAUUUAUGACUCAAACAGUGGCAAAAUUGACAAGUACAAAAAAAAUGAGUUAAGACACAGUAAGAGUGUAGGUGAUACGGGCAAGAGGAAACGAAAGUUAGACUCCAAAAAAGAGAAAAAGAAACGUAAAACUGGAGACCGAGGCAGUGAUUCCAUGGGAGAAGCAGCUGUGUAUACAACUUCUACUAUGGAAACAGAGGUAAAAAGUGACAAUUUGAAGGUGAAGUUUAUCAAAAGUGGUAGUAAAGUUUCCAUGGAAAGUAGUCCAAAGACUUCGUCUCCUUCCUCAUCAAAAGACAGAGAGAAAGGAGAGAGUUCGAGGAAGGCUUCAAAAGAGCAUUCAGAAAAAUAUGAAGUGUCUUCUGUAAAGACUAAAUCCUCAUCAUCUAGUAGUCAAAAAUCUUUAUCAUCGUCACAUAGACACCGUUCAAUUUCAUCACCUAGUGUUACGGUCAGUAAAGCAGACUCGAAGCUCAUCACCAAAACACCAACGAUAAAGCUGAAGCCCAUUACUAUGCCUCACAGCUCCUCUGUAAAUGUUCCUUCUGUCAAAGCACCAACGACCAGCUCAUCAUCCUCAAGCAAGAACUCGCUCACCCCAACAUCAGCAACAAUAGGGCGAAUAGGGGCGGUGUCGUUGGCGACCUCUGGUAGUUCUAAAAGUGGGUCAAUGACACCGCCCCCUUCUGGGAAAUCCUCUUCAUCAACUUCAGUGAAAACUCCCCCAAUAGGCAAGGGGCCAACGGCAGCAUCUAUUUAUUCAAGCAAGUCUCAGACAUCGUCGUCUACCUCAGGGAAGUCGUCUGCAGGAUCUUCCAGUAGAAAUCUGCCAACGACAGGCCGCAACUCUACAGGGAGUCUGUCCAAAGGGUCUAAUGGACUGCCAUCUGGUGGAAACAAAAUGUAUUCCAGUGAGAGGAAAGGUGGGUCUCCAUCUAUUUCUGGUGGAAGAAAUACACCAAAUUCUUCUUUGAAGUCGAGUAGUUCCCUGACAAAAUCAUCUACCUCAUCCAGUAAACCCCAGUCUGGGAGCUCAACAAAUGCCGCCAAUGUGUUAUCCUUUCUCAACACAAAUGCCAGUGGAAUAGCUAGUCUACCGCCAAUACCGAAGCGGUCUGCAUCCUCGUCUUCUUCCAACAAACCUGCAUCCACACCGCUUUCUGCAGCAAAUCCUCCCUCAUCGUCAGUGUCCUCUACAUCCUCAUAUUCUUCACCUGUAAAUGCUACUGCUGCCAUGAAAUCAUCGAGUGCCAUAAACAGUAGUACCAGCACAUCAGUUUCUAAACCAAACAGUGUCUCGGGGUAUGGUGGAGGCGCUAACAAAGGGUCAGGGGUGACAUCAUUUACAACUGGUAAAGGGGGCAACCCUAUCAACAAGUCAAACAAUAAUGCCUCACUUACAAACCAAUAUUCUGUGAAUAAAUCUGUGGGCAACAAUUCCACACCCACCAGUAACACUAAUCGUAGUUCUAACAAUUCGGGCGUGUCUAGCAGGCCUUCCUCCGUGUCGGGAACAGCUAGUGACAUUAGCAACAAAAGCUCAAAUAAGUCAGGCAGUGGACCUUCUUCAGGGAACAGUUCUAAUAGCAUCUCCAACCAUAGUGUCAACAACAAAAUCUUCCCACCCAGCACUGCCUCAAACAGCUCCAACAGUAAGCCUAGCCACACUUCGUCCGUCAACAACACAGAGCGGGAACCAGCAAGGAAACAGCCAGUGGCGCCACCUCCGACUACUGUCAGCAGCAGUAGUGUCACUACAAGUGUAAGCAGUACCAGCAAUAGUACUGUAACAAGCAGUAGUACUUCUACCAGCAGUACUUCUGUCAGCAGUACUGUAACAAGUACAGUAGCUGUGCCUGCCCCAUCUGUUAGUGGAGGGAACGGUGUGCCCCCAGCCACUCACACCUCCCCCAGUGGUUCUACAGGAGGAGGGACAGCUUGUGCUAUGUCUGCCAGUGCCAUGGCCAAGGCUCGGGCCAGAAAGAGCUCUCUGUCUGCUGUCAUUGACAAGCUCACCAAGUCCAGUCAGCAAAGUGUUCAUGUCAGCAGUGUCCCCGAGGGGGCAGAGGGAUCCCCAGGGGAUGAGCGGGGUUACGAUGAUGCAUUUGAGGCAGAAGCAGAGCAGCAGGAUAGUGUGGAUGCUGCCAAGAAAUAUGUUAAUGCCCAACCUAGUGAGACGGGCAAAGGUGGGAGUAGCAAGUCCUUACAGGGCAAAGGGCGACCUGAAUCUACAGAUAGUAAAACUGCAUCCAGUAAUAGUGCACAGAAAUCCCCUGGCAACAAGGGCUGCUUAGACAGUCCUAGUAAAAAGGGUGGGGGUGGUGAAAGUUGCAAAUCGUCAGCGCCACGGGAUGGACGUAAUGAUUCUAGGAAUUUAUUUUCAUCAAUCAUGGAUAGUUUAUCAUAUGAAGAACAGACUUUGAAGGGAGAUAAAUCUGUUGGUGAAAACGAUAAAAGUGUGUCUAAUUCCAAAAGUAAUUCAUCUUCACAAGUUAUGAAUAUUGGCAGUACUCCUGAACGCGAAGGUGGGUCAGUGCCACGAGAUGCUGAUCAUCCGAGUCCUGCUAAAAAGGCAAGAACUCAAUCUCCAAAAGCAAACCCCAACAAGUUUAACGGGGAAACAUCUUCUCCUAGGGAAGGAGAAAGAAAGGGGGAGAGUGAAAAGGAUUUCUUUAAAGUGCCAACACCCAAGCCUAACAAUGUAGAAGAGAAGGACUUAGAGGACACUGAGAAUUUGGUGGUGAGGAGAAAAUCGCGGACUAGUACAACUAGACCUGUUCUUAGUCCAGCUAGUCCGGCAAGUAGUCCAGAGAACCUCAUUAUUGACUGUCAGACAAUGUCCCCACGCACACUCCAGAACAAAACCAACUCUCCACAGUGUAACCAGGACAUGUUAGUAGCUGAUGCUGUCAUAGAGAACAACAGGAGGAUCAACUCUGGCAUCAAGACUUCUAAGACUCACACCCCAUCUCCCAAAUUAAAGGGGACGCCAACGAAUUCUCCAAUAACUGUGGUGACCAAAGACCACUCCAACCCUAGCUCUGUGUCCAAUCCCUCUCCGUGCGACAUAGACGACGAUCUCAUGAAUGAGGCCAUUAUGGGCUUCAACAGCUGAAUAUGUGCUGCAAUAGUAAGGGUGUGCCUCUGUUAUUAGUCUGUUAACUUUAUAAUCACAGGAUCACUAGGUAGUAGCUGUGAUACUUCAGUAUUAUUUGGUGUUUCAGCCCAGCGCUGUUCAAAGUUGAUCAUACACUGUCAAGCAUAGUCCAUUGUAUCAAUUUUUUCUACCUAAAUUAUUUAAAAUUGAGAAAAAUUCAGUAGUAUCUUUGUGAUGUUGGAAAAAUAUUCCAGAUUUUUGUUUAUGUUGACAUAAAUGACACUUUUUGGCUUGGGGAAACAGCUUAGUUUUCAGUGGUUAAACAAUGAAAAAUAUCUCUGCAUAGAUAGUCGUUUGUACACUAUCAGAUGUACUGGCAAUUGUACAGUCGUUCAGACAUAUUGUUUAGGUUGUACACAGUUUGUUGUACACUGUAGGAUGACACGGAGCCCUACACUUUGGUAUGUACAUUAAUCUGUUGAACUAAGCUGGUCCCACACUUACAUUAUUGAAGUUGGCCUUACUAUUGAGUCCACAGGGGAAUAUAUUUAAAAUCAUUUAUAUCAAUGGCCAAGAGAUAAUCUCCCAUUGUGCUUUAGGUAAAUAAUAAAAGUUGUGCUUUUCAGAUUUGGUUAAAAUAAUCAGGUGCUUUUAGCUUUCAAAUGCCAUUUGAAAUUAAAAGUUUAAAAGGUUCUUUCAUUUUGAAUAAAGUAAAAGUGAUAUGUCAAAUUAAUAUAUUCAAACAGAAAAUGUUGUACUGGGUGUGCCUGUCAGUCUACUGGUUGGGUUGGUUUUAAGUAUCUUUGGGUUGAUAAAUGAAUAAGAGCUUAACAUGGUGAUCGUAUGAGGCAGUCCAGUAAACAGUAAAGCAAAGACCACUCAAUGUUCAUUUGCCAUAGUGCUUCUCUCACUUAUGUACAAGUGACUUCUCUCACUUAUGUACAAGUGACUUCUCUCUCUUAUAUACAAGUGACUUCUCUCUCUUAUAUAUA
Mizuhopecten yessoensis (Yesso scallop) is the source of this 7611-nucleotide messenger RNA. Its product is annotated as serine-rich adhesin for platelets-like. Gene Ontology annotation, molecular function: transcription coregulator activity. The record is from RefSeq and is a predicted model, not a curated record. The transcript is spliced from 17 exons. Gene Ontology annotation, biological process: regulation of transcription by RNA polymerase II. Gene Ontology annotation, cellular component: mediator complex. Lineage: Eukaryota; Metazoa; Mollusca; Bivalvia; Pectinida; Pectinidae. The coding region runs from base 242 to 6637 and encodes 2131 amino acids.